AUGUCCAAGAAGGAGAGCAGCAAGUCCGUGCUGGACCUGGAGAGGUACUUGAACCAGCCAGUCAAAGUCAAGUUCUCGGGUGGACGAGAAGUCAAAGGCAUUUUGAAAGGACAUGACGCUGUAGCAAACCUAGUGCUGGAUGAUGUCCAGGAAUAUCUUCGAGACCCAGAGGACCCAUACAAGGUCUCAGACGAGACCAGAAGUCUUGGAUUGGUAGUUGCACGUGGCACUUCGGUCAUGCUCAUAUGUCCAGUGGACGGCACAGAGGAGAUUGCCAAUCCUUUCGCGGGUGCCGCAGAGGCGCCACCAAAUGCAGUACCUUCUUCUUCGGCGACCGAGUCCUGGUAUGCUGACUACCAACUCAGAUUCCGUCCUGAAGAUGCUGGCGCCGAGCCCUUACUAUGGCGGCUCUAUGCGUGGCAAUUUCAGGAGAGCAUCGUCGACUUCGGCCAAGGGAGAGGACGGCCACCGCUGAGUGCGGCCUUCUUUGUGGUCGAAACGCUUCCGGAUGAGACCCAGCAGCAGAUCCUGCAAGAGUGCCCUGGGCUCCUGUUGACGGCCGUGCUGCUCGUCGCAGAGGCACGGCUCUCUGCCGGAGGCUGCCUGGAGGCAGAGAACUUGGUCCAGAAGGCUUGGCGAUGGACGGCUCAGCAGCCAUCUGAAGCAUCUGUCGAAUCUUCGACUUGGUGGGAGGGCUUCUCAAGCUCCCUCAAUGAGGUGUCGAGGCGGGCUCCUGGCUGGGGCUUGGAGGCCCUGGGCCGCCGGGUCCUCCAAGCCCGAGCGCUUUGUCCCAGAUCGGCUCCCAGAAGGGUCUUGCUUCAGAGGUGCGAGACGGCAAAGUUGGACGUGGUGGUCGCGUUUUGUAAGGAGGACCUGAGCUGGCUCGCGGACCUUGCGGAUGCAAGGUUGUGGCUCUACGCAAAAUGUGCCCCCGACACGGCGGCACUGGAAAGGCAAGGACUGCUUGGACUGCCAUGCGCCACACUGGAACAGCUUCCAAAUCUCGCCAUGGAGUCCUUAGCUUAUGCUGUGCAUCUAGAGCGCCGCUAUGGCAUGUAUGCACAGUUCACGAUGUUUCUUCAAGGGGAGCCUUUUGAACACGCUCCGCGAGCACUUGUGGGAGAUGUACUCUCUGCCGUACACGCGGGAAUCUACAAGGUGCCGUUCUUGCACCUGAACCUACGGCGCUUCCUCGCAGGGAGCAGUUUCUGCCUAAGGGACGUGUACUCGCGUCUCUUGGAAGAUGAAGUGCCAGAGGCCUUUGGCUCAUACUGCUGCAGCCAGUUCGUCGUCCGUUCUGACCGACUGCUGCGUCGGAGCCGCGCCUUCUACCAGCGGCUUAGCAGUAUCCUGCUGGGUGAGACACCUCUGGCUUGCGCGCAGGACGUGAAGUACGAUCCACGACCAGGGAUAGCCGUAUCUGCUCUGUUUGAGCAUUUGUGGCACGUCGUUUUGGGCGAACCGGCUGUUCUGACUGCCAGACGCAGCAAUCCAGAGCUCCCGCUCUUUGCACAGAUCGACGUCAGUGAAGGGGAGCUGCCCGACUUCUUCACAGAUAAGACAUAA
This is a messenger RNA of Symbiodinium natans, 1566 nucleotides long. The record is from the annotation of a GenBank genome assembly. Lineage: Eukaryota; Dinophyceae; Suessiales; Symbiodiniaceae.